AUAACAUUUAUUGGACAAAAUGGCGACCACGACUACGGGCGAUUCCUUUAAGGAAAAUAAUCCAGAUUUAACACGCGAAAGGAGCCAUGCAUCAUUCAGCAUCAAUGAAAUAACAGAGAUCUUAGAUGGAGGUGUAGAUAAAACAAAAUUUAGGAAAGAAAUGGAAAAAAUGUUAUUUGAUGAUCCUUUGUUUAAGGAUUUUUACAAAAACUUCUUUAAAACCCGGUCAGAAUUAUAUGAGGAAUCAGUUGCUAGAGGUGUAAAAUUGUUUAGUCUAAGACAGAAGUAUAAGUGGACAGAUGAACAAUUUGAGGUCAUAGAGGAUCUUGUUAACCAUUUGUUUGGCAUGAGUUUACAUUUUACGAUGUUCAUACCGACAUUAGAAAGGCUAGCGACAGAGACACAAAAGGCAAAAUGGCUACCACUUGCCACAAAUUUUAAAAUUCUUGGCACUUAUGCACAGACAGAAAUGGGACAUGGUACAUAUCUUCAAGGUUUAGAGACUACAGCAACAUAUGAUUCUGUGACUGAGGAAUUUAUACUUAAUACACCACACAAAUCUUCCAUGAAAUGGUGGCCAGGGUCACUGGGAAAAUCAUCAACUCAUGCAGUAGUGCAAGCUGUAUUGAUCAUUAAUGGAAAGAAGUAUGGAAUGCAUCCAUUUAUGUUACAACUAAGAAGUUUAGAUAAUCACAUGCCUCUACCAGGUAUAGAAGUUGGGGAUAUAGGACCUAAAAUGACUCUUGACUAUAAUGACAAUGGCUUUCUUCUGUUGAAAAAUGUUAGGAUUCCAAGACAACACAUGCUGAUGAAACAUGCUCAGGUAUCAAGGGAUGGAAAAUAUACCAGUUCAGGACCAAAUAAAGCCAUCUAUGCUCCAAUGGUAUUGGUCAGAGUUAAAAUGACAAAGUGGGUUCACGAUGCUUUAAGGCAAGCUAUAACCACUGCCAUUAGAUACAGUGCUGUAAGACACCAGUCAAAAAUGUCGGAUAGUGGACCAGAGCCACAGAUCCUGGACUACCAAACACAACAGUAUAAAUUAUUUCCAGUAUUGGCUGAUACAUAUGCUUUGUUCUUUAUGUCAAGAAAUUUACGAAGACAAUAUGACAGAAUGAUGGAGGAAAUAAGGAACAAAGGAAGUUAUAAAAUGUUGGCAGAGAUUCAUAGUAUUUCCUGUGGUUUGAAGGGAUUAUCAUCUAAGCUUGGUAUAGAUGGCGCUAGUAUAUGCCGUACAGCUUGUGGAGGGCAUGGUUACCUCAAAGUGGCAGGAAUAUCAGAAGUCUUAGGUUUACUUCAUUCUGUUGUCACUGCUGAAGGAGAGUACACAGUAGUAUGUUUACAAACAGCAAGAUAUUUGAUGAAACAAAUAGCUAAAGUUUCUGUAGAAGAGGUAGUGACAGGAAGUUCAGAGUACCUAAAUGUUGACCCACAGUCCUAUAGUUGUCCACUACAGACACCUGCAGACUGCCUUAAUCUAACAUUCCUAUGUGAUAUCUUCAGGAAUAGGGCUAAUUGUCUGCACAUUACACAUGCAAGUGAAAUUAUGUUGAAGUCCGAUUCUUUAUCGUGGGGUGAUGAUUUAGAUGACUUUGAACUAGAAUAUCUUCUUGGUGAUUAUACUGACAGUGAAACUAUUGCUGACUCUGCAUGCAAGAAGCCAAAAAAUGACAUUCAGUGUUCAGGAUAUAUGUGUCCUGAUUGCAAUAAAGUGUUAAAAACAAUCUCUGGUUUUCCUGGUCAUACAUCAAAACAACAUGGAAGAGCAAUUUAAAAGCUUUUCAACAAAAAAUCCAAGAUGGUAAGGUCCUUCAAGACCAAGUUACUACUACCAAUACCAGUCAUCAAUAUACAAUGACAACAGUAACACUGGACUCGAUAUUCCUCUCUGCAUACAACAAUACUCUCAAAUGUAUUGAAGAGGACCCCAUGUACAGUAUUUUUGGUGAGUCCACAACAGUUAAAAUUGCAAAAAGUAUUUCUAAUAGCGGUGAGGUAAAGACAUUUUUCUAUGACCUGUUCAGUGAGAUCUUCAACUCAAAUCCAAACUUAAGUUUAAAUCAUGACAGGGAGUUAUUCUUUACAAAGUUUCAUGCUAUAAGACUAAGUUCUUCAAAAAAUGGUUUUACUCCUCUGGAUAAUAAAAAUUUCAUUCAAAUUGUUAUGUUGGAAUUAAUAAACCAGUUGCUUACUCAACAAACAAUCCAAGAACAGAAAUCAUCCAAUAUAAAUCACUCAGAGCUCAGUGAGAAUGACCAGAAUAUGUUGUUUUACAUAUGUGGUUAUAUAAUUCGUGCAUGUGAAAAACGCUAGACCAAGCUUAAAGGUGAUCUGCGGUCAAUGAAGAUUAGCUGCAUUGAGCAACUUAAGUCAACAUCAACCACUCAUUCCUUUGUAAGCAAAUACAACAAAUGGACAGAGAAGAAAGACAGAGGUGGUUUAAUAACACCGUCCGACAACUUUUAUUUGUUAACCAGAGAAUUUGAAACAGUAGUAAGGAAGCAUCUAGGAGACCAAGAACUAAAUGCUAAAUCCGUGUUACGUGAUAAAUUGAAAGAACUUAGUAUGAAGUCAUUCAUGGUCAAAUAUUACUCUGAGCAGGUUUUUGUGGGUAAUGACUAUGACAACUACAUUUUAAUCUUGGUAGGACAUCAUUCACCUAUUUCUGACAAUCCGUUGUUUUCUACUGCCAAAGUGAUAAGAAACAAAGUGAUAAAAGACAAAGUCGCAUCAAAGAAGUCGUUGAGCCUCAAACAAGUUUUGAAAGAAAAACAUGACAAUUAACUGUAUCAUUUAAGGGUAUGUAUGUGAAAUGUUAAGAACAUCAGUUACAUUUAUAGCCAUGCUCACUCUUAUUUAUUCUCUUUUCAUUUUUAUAUGUUCCUAUUAACUUUGUUGUCAUUAUCAUAAAUUUGCAAUGUGCAUGUACAAUGUAUAUAAUUAUGAUUUAUGUUGACAUCACAAAUAAAAAAAAAAUGCAAUUUUA
Molecule: messenger RNA, 2983 nt
Organism: Mytilus californianus (California mussel)
Lineage: Eukaryota; Metazoa; Mollusca; Bivalvia; Mytilida; Mytilidae
Product: peroxisomal acyl-coenzyme A oxidase 1-like
Exons: 12
Coding region: 20-1771 (583 amino acids)
Biological process (GO): fatty acid beta-oxidation using acyl-CoA oxidase; very long-chain fatty acid metabolic process; lipid homeostasis
Cellular component (GO): peroxisome
Molecular function (GO): FAD binding; fatty acid binding
Source: RefSeq, a predicted model, not a curated record